UCAAGUCGGACUCCUGAAGCGCAGAAGCCUUUUGCGUGUCUCCCGAGCGCACCGAGGCCCCGGGCAGGACCCCGCCUGCGCUCCUGGCCGCAGCUCCCGCAGGGAGGGGUGCAGGCCUCCCUCCAGUGUCCUCCCCGACCCCCAGCCGGUCUCAGGCGGACCUGGGCGGCCGCUGACUCCCGCGAGGAGCGGUCCCUUCCAGCUCGUGGGCCGGGUGAGCUGCCCCGACCCGGGUGCGCCUCUCCGCCCCGCGCCCCGCGCCCCGCGCCCCGGUCCUCGCGCUCCAGCGCGCGCUCUCCGCCGCGAGCGAGCUCCGCAGUGGCCUCCUCCGGCGGCCAACGGAAACUCCUCCGGGCCGCUGACCCGCCGUGCAGAUCCGGACCUGCAGAGCUGCCCUUCAUGGGCAGUUACCUGAGCCGGGUUCGCGCUGGCCUCUGGACUCGCCCCGGGCCGGGCCAGGACCAGCGGGAGAGGCCGCAGAGCCUGCCGAGCCUCGCCUUGCCGCGCCCCGCCGGCCAGCUCCCCUCCCCUGCGCGGGCUCCCGCGGGGGCCCUCCCGCCGGGCCCCCCUCGGAGGCUGUCCCAUGAGCACCCCGUGGCUUCCCCCUGGCGUCGGCAGCACCGGCGGCGGCUCAUCGUCGUCCACAGGCAGCGCGGCCCCGUCCAGAAGGCCAGGUGCUUGUUUCUGGGGGUCUUCGCCCCCGCGCCCUCGAGCAGCCAUCAGAAGCCAGCGCUGUCGGUUUCUAGCUCCAGGAUGCCCUGCCCGGCCGCUGUCCUGAGCCUGGCAUCUGCCAGAGGUAAACUUAGGCUCUUUUUGGCUCUGGAGUCGUCGGCCUUGGCUCAGUGGCCUUCACGGACCGGCCUUUUCUCAAUCCCAAAAGCGAAGCAGUCCCAGCUGACAGCCUUUGGAGAAAGCAGUCUAGAGAGAGGCAAGGAAAAGAAAGACCUGGCCUCUGUGGGAGACGGUGGAGAAGGGUUUACCAGGCAGAAGGAGAGCAACGCUGCCCCCGAAUGGCAGGAGGAUGCAAAAAGCUGUUCUGAUAGCUGCGAGAACACCCAGUCUGCAUUUAGGCGCCUGGUGGUCAACGGAGUGCUCUCCUCCUUCCUGCCCAGGCCUGGGCCUCUGAAGAGAGAUUUCUGUUAUGGGAGCUCGGUGAAGAGUCUGAUGACGAAAUCCCAGAGCAGCUUCCUGAGCUCAUGCAGCAAGCGCAAUGCCAUCACCAGUUCCUACAGUUCUACCCAGGGUUUGCCCCUACUGCCCAAGAGAAAUGGUGUAGGCCCUGCCAGGCGCCCCCAGGCAGGCUCAUCCCACCUUCUGGUGCCUGCAAAGAAAGCCAGUGAGGAAGGCCAUCAGGUUAGCUCUUCCGCCUCAGUCGUACCCCAGAGAGAAAGCCAGCCCGAAAAGGUCACAGCCACUCAGUCGAGCUGCCAACAAAACCUGAGGGCUUGCUCAAACCCAUCUGAUCUUUCAAGGCCCCCCAAACGAAAGACUCUUCUGCUGUCCUGUAGAAGAAAGGACCCAGUGAUCCUACCGCCCCCUCCCCAGCUUGUCUGUCAGGUGACAGCUGAAGACAUCGACUUAGAGAAGAGAGCUGCGAUCCAGUGGGUCAACAAGGUCUUGAAGGAUGAUAGAGCUAAGGUGCCCAGCAAUUAAACGACUUGAGAACAGCCACAUGAUCCAUCUGCAUAGAAGCUGACCUACAAACCCAUCCUGUGCUUUGUCUAUGUAGUGUAAGACCACACUUCACGUAGGGUCAUUUUGAUACUUGAAGAUAAUCAUCCAAAGUGUUAAUAAACUGUAGUGUCUGAUUUAUUCG
Cavia porcellus (domestic guinea pig) is the source of this 1816-nucleotide messenger RNA. RefSeq names its product nuclear envelope pore membrane protein POM 121-like. The record is from RefSeq and is a predicted model, not a curated record. The transcript has 2 exons. The coding region runs from base 400 to 1653 and encodes 417 amino acids. NCBI's taxonomy places the organism in Eukaryota, Metazoa, Chordata, Mammalia, Rodentia, Caviidae.